Scomber japonicus (chub mackerel) is the source of this 3014-nucleotide messenger RNA. RefSeq names its product polypyrimidine tract binding protein 2a (gene ptbp2a). Gene Ontology annotation, biological process: regulation of RNA splicing; mRNA processing. Gene Ontology annotation, cellular component: nucleus. Lineage: Eukaryota; Metazoa; Chordata; Actinopteri; Scombriformes; Scombridae. The record is from RefSeq and is a predicted model, not a curated record. The transcript is spliced from 14 exons. Gene Ontology annotation, molecular function: mRNA binding. Bases 77 to 1633 code for a protein of 518 amino acids.
GUGCGUGCGCAGCGUCGGUGUAAACUGGGGAGAAAACAGGACAGAAAACGGACGCACCGAGAAAAUCCCUACAGAAAUGGACGGCAUCAGUGAUGUUGCAGUUGGAGUGAAGAGAGGAUCAGAUGAGCUGAGUAUGUACAACAGUCCCAACUCUGGCAUGAGCAGUAUCAGUGACGGGGCUUCCAAUGGCAGUGACAGUAAAAAGCAGAAGGUGGAGGAGGCCCCACCUUCUCGCGUGCUCCACAUCAGAAAGCUACCCAACGAGGCCUCAGAGACAGAAGUCAUCGCCCUCGGCUUACCUUUUGGCAAAGUCACCAACAUCCUCACACUUAAGGGGAAGAACCAGGCAUUCUUAGAGAUGGGCACAGAGGAGGCAGCCAUCACCAUGGUGAACUACUACACCACAGUAACUCCUCACAUCCGCAACGUUCCCGUCUUUAUCCAGUACUCCAAUCACAAAGAACUCAAAACCGACGCUGGCAAUCAGCGGACCCAGGCGGUGUUACAGGCGGUGUCAGCUGUCCAGUCCGGCGGCUCACCUAGCUCAGACGUACAGGAGGCUCUGGCUGCAGCCUCCAGUCCUGUGCUGAGGAUCAUCAUCGACAACAUGUUCUACCCCGUAACACUGGACGUACUGCAACAGAUUUUCUCCAAGUUUGGCACAGUCAUGAAGAUAAUCACAUUUACCAAGAACAAUCAGUUCCAGGCUCUUCUGCAGUUCAGUGAUCCUGUCAAUGCACAGCAGGCCAAGCUGGCUCUGGACGGUCAGAACAUCUACAACUCAUGCUGCACGCUGCGUAUCGACUUCUCCAAGCUGGUCAACCUAAACGUCAAAUACAACAACGACAAGAGUCGCGACUACACGCGACCCGAGCUGCCAGCUGGAGACGGCCAGCCCAGCCUUGACUCCACAGUGGCUGCAGCCUUCAGCAAAGACUCCAACUCCCUCCUCGGUAAGAUCCCAGGAGCCCUGAACCCUCUGAGCGCGGCGGCGGCAGCCGCUGCUGCUGCAGGGAGGGUGGCCCUCGCUGGACAGGCAGGAUCUAGCGGGGUGCUUCUGGUCAGCAACCUCAACGAGGAGAUGGUUACGCCCCAAAGUCUGUUUACCCUCUUCGGAGUCUACGGUGAUGUCCAGAGGGUGAAAAUCCUUUACAAUAAGAAGGACAGCGCUCUCAUUCAGAUGUCAGACGCCAACCAGGCUCAGCUAGCAAUGAGCCACCUGAACGGCCAGAAGAUGUACGGGAAGAUCAUCCGUGUGACGCUGUCCAAGCACCAGACGGUGGCGCUGCCUCGCGAUGGCCUGGACGACCAGGGCCUGACCAAGGACUUCGCCAACUCCCCGCUCCACCGCUUCAAGAAACCCGGAUCCAAAAACUUUCAGAACAUCUUCCCACCGUCUGCCACACUCCACCUCUCCAACAUCCCACAAGAUGUGACGGAGGAUGACCUGCGGCUGCUGUUCUCCAAUGCUGGAGGCACUGUGAAAGCAUUCAAGUUUUUCCAGGAUCGUAAAAUGUCUUUGAUCCAGAUGUCGACAGUGGAGGAGGCGAUUCAGGCCUUGAUCGACCUCCACAACUACAACAUGGGCGGCAACCAGCACCUGAGAGUCUCCUUCUCCAAGUCCACCAUUUAAGAAUGUGACCCACAAACCAGAGUUGAGCGUGUAUGGGGGAGCCGGCCGUCAGCAGCCUUUCAGACCGUGUCUGGACACUGGGGGACGGGGGGGACGGGGGAGGGGGGACCACAUCGAUUGAAUCAGUUUUGUUGUUGGGGUUUUGUUGAUCCUGUCAUUCCUUGAGAGAGACUGAAACCUUUGACUUGCAUCCUGUUUUUUAAAAAAAAAAAAAGAACAAUUGAAUACGUUACAGAUACUGGAUGCUCCCAGCUGAUCUUAACUGUACCUCUGUAUUUUUAUGUCAAGCAAAAUAUUGACAUGAUUGAUUGUUCCCCUGUAUGAUAGUUUGAUGUAGAUCAGUGUGUAACUCUUGAUUUAGUUGAAAAGAUACAGUACUUAUGUGCCUUACUUGACAAUAUCAACUGUUUCUACAGCUGGACAUGUUCAUUAAUACCCUCCUAUGCUUUUGAGGCACAUUGGUAUUGGAUAUUUUUAUGUUUUUGUCAUCUUCUAGAUGUUAUUACAUUUUUUUGAAGGUCUACCACCAACCAGGCGUUGCUUUUUUUUGUUCCAUUUCAGAGUUUUUAGAUUCAUAACAUUUUCCUUUUUAGUUUAGUAAGAGAGAAGAAUAUACCUGAGGCAAGAACAUGUAACAUGAGUUUUUACAGCAGCCUGCAACGCACAGUUGAACUUGAAUUCCAUUAUUCCACAAGUACUAUGUUUCAGUGUAAGAUUGUUCUCCCCUAGUUUCGAAUUCACAAUCCAUGCUUCAGAUAAACGAUCACAACUGGGCUCGUGGCUAAAUAUUUCUUUCUUUCUAUCUGUGUUUCUGAAGCCUUCCAUGCGUUUUCCAUUAGCAGUGAGGUGUAAUCGUCGGUGACCAUGGUUUUCUAAGCAUGUAUAGUAACGAUAGGAUUUCACAUCACAAAGUGUUGCAUGCUGUGGAAGCAGUUAGAAGAUUGAGUCCACUGUGAUUUCAUUGUCAUGUGACAGUUUAUUGGAGAGGGCUACUCGGUUGGACCAAAGUUUCUGUGCCUUUAGUGUUCCUUUUAAUUCAUUUGAACGAAAAAGUAUUUGGAAACACUGAAAUUUUGCGUUUCAGGGAAAAAUGUCCACAAUCUUAAGUGUUAAUUCCCUCAUGUUUUUUAAUACAAGACCUCUUGACUGGAGGUGUUCAUUCAGAAAUAAGGUUUAUGUAUAUUUUCUUUUUUCCUCCCAAGUCCGAUUUUCUACAGCUCAAAAAAUGUAAGGAUUUGGUAUAGUCUGAAGAGGCACAAUUAAAGGUUGAAUUAUUUUCUAACAAGGGGAGGUGCGACUUGGUUUCCUGCUUUUUGAGUUUUCCCUCUCAUGGUCUCUCUUGUGUAUUCUUGCAUUACCUCUGUAGCAUGCCUAAUAAAAC